Aspergillus fumigatus Af293 is the source of this 2103-nucleotide messenger RNA. RefSeq names its product glycoside hydrolase family 154 protein. The record is from RefSeq and is a predicted model, not a curated record. Bases 1 to 2103 code for a protein of 700 amino acids. The transcript is spliced from 3 exons. NCBI's taxonomy places the organism in Eukaryota, Fungi, Ascomycota, Eurotiomycetes, Eurotiales, Aspergillaceae.
AUGCCACCGCUCAGCAACUUCAGCGACAACCCCCUUCACAGCCGCGACGAUCUCAUCCGCGCCGCCCUCGCCCUGGUCCGCCCUCUGCACGCCCACUUCUCCCCCGCACACGCCUUCAUCCGCCUCCCCAUCUCAACAGGCGCCCACUUCGACGAUGGCGCCGCCUUCCUCGAGGGAUUCGCCCGUCCACUCUGGGUCAUCGCGACCCUCCUUCAUGCCUUGCCAUUCACCUCCGACCCCGCCACCAUCGACGCCAUCAAGAAUGUCACCCAGCCGUGGAUCGAGGGCAUCCGCGCCGGCACAGACCCCGCCCAUCCCGAAUACUGGGGCGCCAUCGCCCACGGCGACCAGCGCAUGGUCGAAGCAGAGGUGCUCGCCUGCGCGCUCCUGUUCGCGCCGGACGCCUUCUUUCGCCGCCAGGACGAGGCCACGCAGAACCACAUCGUUGCGUGGCUGCGCGGCCUGCACGGCAAGGACAUGCCGGUGAACAAUUGGCGGUGGUUCCGCGUGUUUGCGAACCUGGCGCUUGUGCUGGUGGCGAACGUCCCAUACGAGGAGGUCCGACCAGAAAUGGAUGCGGAUUUUGCGGUGCUGGAUGGGUUUUAUCUCGGGGGUGGGUGGUCGGGGGAUGGGCCGUGGUUAUCUGCCGAGGGGGAGGAAAGGGAGAGGGAGGAGGGGAUGCGCACGGGGCGAUGGGAUGCGAUCGGCUGUGGACGGCAGGCGGAUUACUACUCGGGGAGCUUUGCGAUUCAGUUUAGCCAGUUGCUUUAUGUCAAGUUUGCGAGCCAUUUGGACCCGGAGCGGGCGGAGAGGUAUCGCGCCCAGGCGAGGGAGUUUGGGGCCAGUUUCUGGCGGUAUUUUGACAAGAACGGAGGCGCCAUCCCCUUUGGACGCUCCCUGACGUAUCGCUUCGCGUGUGGAGCGUUCUUCGCUGCGCUGGCUGUCGCCGACAUCCCUGACAUGCCGGACCCGCUAGCGUCGAUGGGCGCCGUCAAAGGCUUCCUUCUGAGACAUCUACGCUGGUGGGCAGCUCACUCGACCGAUGUGUUUUAUGCCGAUGGGACAAUGAACAUCGGCUACCUGUAUCCCAACAUGUACAUGGCCGAAGACUACAACUCCCCGCAAUCGGUCUACUGGAGCCUCAAAUCCCUCGUCGUGCUCCUCCUACCGGACUCGCAUCCCUUCUGGACCACCCCCGAAGCACCCUAUCCAUCGGCCCAACCCCCAGUGGAGGUGGUGUCGGCGCCGCAGCAGCUCCUCUGCAACCACCCGUCCGGCGGCCACCACUUCCUCCUCAACCCGGCCCAAUUCGUCGCCUGGCCGAUGAAGGCCUCGCCGGCAAAGUACUGCAAGUUCGCGUACUCGUCGGCGUUUGCGUUUAGCGUGCCGACGGGCCCGCUGAUCCAGCAGCUCGCGCCGGACAGCACCCUUGCGUUGAGCCGGGAUGGGUGCGCGACUUGGGCUGUGAAGUGGAAGUGCGCGCCGGUGAGGUUCGGGACUGCGGUCGUACCGGGCCAGAAGGACAGAGUCCCCGUGGCGGAGGUCGAGUGGAGGCCGUGGGUGGAUGGGGAGAUUACGGUCCGGACGACGCUGGUUCCGCCGACGGAUCGGUGGCCGGACUGGCAUGUUCGGAUUCAUCGGAUCCAGGGCAGGAAUUUGGAGCGGUUGUAUGCGGUGGAAGGGGGGUUUGCGAUUGAGCGGGUGCCAAAGGGGAAUGUGCAGACGCCUGGCCGGGAGCGGAUUCUUCCUGCACUCGAGGGGGAGGAUUGGCUGGAUCAGGAUAUCGGGGUCGGUGAAGGGGUGCAUAUGUCGGAGGACAGCGUGCUGAUCCUGUCUGCGGCUGGGGCGAGCGGUCUUCGUGGGGCAGCGACCAUGGCAAGGACGGAGCAUGAGGCGCUGAAGCCCGACUCGAAUACGAAUCUCAUGGCGCAGCGGACGCUGAUUCCUGUCGUGAGACAUGGGCUGUUGGACGGUGACCGUCAGGGGGCGGUCCUAGUGACGGCUGUCUUUGCUGUUGCGAGUCCACAAGACCAGAGUCGGAGGAGUCUCCGGGCGAGAUGGAUGGAUUAUCCACGGGAGGCCAGUAGUAUCCUGCUAGAGUAG